Ctenopharyngodon idella (grass carp) is the source of this 1059-nucleotide messenger RNA. Its product is annotated as ecto-ADP-ribosyltransferase 4-like. Bases 152 to 991 code for a protein of 279 amino acids. Gene Ontology annotation, molecular function: NAD+ poly-ADP-ribosyltransferase activity; NAD+-protein-arginine ADP-ribosyltransferase activity. NCBI's taxonomy places the organism in Eukaryota, Metazoa, Chordata, Actinopteri, Cypriniformes, Xenocyprididae. The record is from RefSeq and is a predicted model, not a curated record. The transcript is spliced from 3 exons.
AAAAGCAAGCUUCCUUAUUUUUUGUUUUAAAUACUGCUGUUGUCAUUUGACUGGAUGACUUUUCUGGUCUUCUCUCAUCAGCAUUCUUGAGCACCUGAAGAACCUCACAAAAAAAUAAGCAUCUGUGCAACUGGGAUUUGACUGAAUCAAGAUGCUGCUGAUCAUUGAAGCUCUUCUCAUUUUAGCUGCUCUAGGACAGGAUCACAGAGCUGCUGCUGCUGCUGUUGAAGGACAAAUAUUUCCAUUGAAUAUGGCACUGAAUUCUGUUGAUGACCAAUAUGGUGGAUGUAGAGAAAAAAUGGAACACCUGGUGAAGACUAAAUAUCUAAAGAAGGAAAUCAAUUACUCACCUGAAUUUAAAAAGGCUUGGCAAAAAGGUAAAAAGAAUGCCACAGCACCAGAAACUGAAUUGACAAGGAGUCAUUCUAUCGCCAUUUAUGUGUACACUAACCUUAAUUCUAGCGUAUAUAGCAAUUUUAAUAUGGCUGUUCAUAAUGGGAAACAAAAGUACACAGACCAGAUAUUCAAAUGGUAUUCACUUCACUUUUUGUUAACAGAUGCAAUACAGAUAUUGACUAAAACACAAAAGAAAUGCAAGUCAACAUAUCAUGGUACAAAAGCUGAAUAUCAUAAGAAUGUAACGGGCAAAGAGGUUCGUUUCGGCUCAUUUACAUCCUCCUCUCUUGAUCGCAAAGUGGCACAAGGUUUUGGAAAUAAAUCUUGUUUUGAAAUCAGAACUUGUAAUGGUGCUAAUGUGAUCAAAUAUUCUAAGUAUCCCGAACAGAAAGAGGUGCUGAUUCCCCCAUAUGAGAAGUUUAAGAUUACUGCUGUCAAGACAAGACAAUACCAGACAAAUCUCUGGUGUGAGACUGUGUACAAGUUGAAAAGCUCUGGAAAAAGAAGUGACCUGAACUGUACAGUGGCUUUCAAGAAAUCAACAGGAUUCAAAUGCAUAUGCUCAAAGGGCCGUUGCACAAUGUAUAGAAUAUAACUGUAAAGCUGCUUUAAAACAAUGUGUAUUGUAUAAAGUACUAUAUAAAUAAAGGUGACAAUAAUGCA